Aedes aegypti (yellow fever mosquito) is the source of this 2130-nucleotide messenger RNA. It is a transcript of the gene Ubqn, whose product is annotated as ubiquilin-1. Lineage: Eukaryota; Metazoa; Arthropoda; Insecta; Diptera; Culicidae. Gene Ontology annotation, biological process: ubiquitin-dependent protein catabolic process. Gene Ontology annotation, molecular function: polyubiquitin modification-dependent protein binding. The record is from RefSeq and is a predicted model, not a curated record. The transcript is spliced from 5 exons. Bases 48 to 1565 code for a protein of 505 amino acids. Gene Ontology annotation, cellular component: cytosol.
GAGCUAGCUGUCGCUUUUUAAUCCAGUCGUGAAAAUCAGAGUGAGCAAUGGCGGAGGACAGCGGCAGCAAGAAAAUCACGAUUACCGUGAAAACUCCGAAGGAUAAGAAAUCCAUCUUGAUCGAGGAAGAUGCGGAAAUCAAGGAGCUUCGGGCAACUGUUGCCGAACAGUUCGAAUCGGAUCCGGACUUGGUGUGUCUGAUUUUCGCCGGGAAGAUCAUGAAGGACACGGACACUUUGAAGACCCACAACAUAAAGGACGGUCUUACGGUGCAUUUGGUCAUUAAAGCGGCUCCGAAAAGCGAACCGGAAGGUCCUCGGAGGGCACCGGCCGAUGUUAGCCAAACUCCUUUCGGGUUGAAUCAGCUGGGCGGCUUGAGUGCUCUCGGUGCACUUGGCGGCAAUCAGACCAACUUCAUGGAUCUCCAGUCGCGAAUGCAGCAUGAACUGCUCGGCAAUCCGGAAUUGAUGCGCACUGUGCUGGACAAUCCGCUCGUGCAGCAGAUGAUGAACAAUCCGGACACGAUGCGUCAGAUUAUCACUUCGAACCCGCAGAUGCAGGAUCUGAUGCAGAGGAAUCCGGAAAUCUCGCACAUGCUGAACAAUCCGGAACUGCUGCGCCAGACCAUGGAACUGGCUCGCAAUCCAUCGAUGUUGCAGGAACUGAUGAGGUCCCAUGAUCGUGCCAUGUCCAACUUGGAAAGCGUUCCGGGAGGGUACAGCGCUUUGCAGCGGAUCUAUCGGGACAUCCAGGAGCCGAUGCUGAAUGCCACCUCCAGGAAUCCAUUUUCCGGAACAUCCGAUUCCGGUAGCGCAGAAAAUCCUCAACAAGGAUCGGAGAAUCGUAGCCCACUACCGAACCCUUGGGGUGGCAAUCAAAGCGAAGGCGCGCGCUCAGACAAUCCACCGCCGAAUAUCUUGAAUACACCAACUAUGCAGAGUUUACUCCAGCAAAUGGGCGACAAUCCGUCGCUAAUGUCCAACAUGAUGAGUGCUCCUUACACGCGCAAUAUGUUGGAAGCAUUGUCUGCUGAUCCGAAUAUGGCCGCUAAUUUGAUGAGUCAAAAUCCGCUGCUGGCCAAUAAUCCUGCACUGCAAGAGCAAAUGCGAACCAUGAUGCCGCAGUUCUUGCAACAGCUCCAGAAUCCGGAAAUGCAGCAAAUGAUGUCCAACCCGCAGGCGAUUGAGGCCAUUUUGCAGAUUCAACAAGGCAUGGAACAGCUGCGUUCCGUCGCUCCGGGUCUCGUCAACAAUAUGGGAAUUCCACCGCCGCCACCGGGCGCUCCAACGACCACCUCGGCCAGCUCAGGAACUACGAACACCAACACGACGGCAUCGAAUCCGGCGCUGUUUUCCGAUUUUAUGUCGCGGAUGAUCAACGGAAUGGCCACGGGCUCGAAUACGAAUUUACCCCCGGAGGAACGCUACCGAUCGCAACUGGAGCAGCUCGCGUCGAUGGGAUUCGUCAACCGCGAAGCCAAUCUACAAGCUCUGAUUGCAUCGUUCGGUGACAUCAACGGGGCUGUCGAAAGGCUUUUAGCCCUUGGGCAGCUGUCGCUGAGUUAACGCGCUUAGAGAUGAUGCACGACGCGGAAUACCUACAGCUAUACAUUUUUAAUACUUUCCUACUUUGACUAGACGGUAACAAACAAACAAAAAUAUGAAAAAGCAAAAAAAUGAUUGUAAAAUUAGGUAUCCUUCGUAUGAUAAACAAAAGAAUUGUAAAGUCAACUUUAAACUCUACUCUAGAUAACUUUUAUGAUGGAAUUGUCCUCCGGCAGUGACGAGACUGAGAACUGUGUGGAUCAGUUUUCCAGUAUUGAAUCAGCGAUUUUCUUAGUCAAUAGUUGCGGGAGUGCCAUUCCACUGAUUGUUUGUAACACUUCGUAUAUGUAGAUUUGCGUGUGUUGAGGCGCGGUGUCUGAAAAAUGAAAGAAUUGAACAAGAAAAUGGUCUGAAUAGGAUGCAAAGCAUGGGAUUCUUACUCUAAAUCUAUACAUUACCCAAUAUACAUGUUGACGUAUGAAAAGAUAAAUGCGAAUUACGAUGCAUACAUUGUAGUAGUGAAGCGAAAGCAAGUAGAAGAACUGUGAACCGAACACUAAAUAAACUAUUUUAGUCAGUUACAACA